AUGACGGAAGCCAGGGACUUAACGCGUCGCGCCGGUCUGCUCCGGCUCGCAGGGGCCGAGUCUCGACGUGUUGGUGGCGGCAGAGUCCAUGGUGGUCGACACGGCGAUGUGGUGGUGAAGCACUCGGCCAAAUCGCCGUGUGAAAACACGCCUACCUCGCGCCACUGCUGGGGGAACUUCUCCACCGACACCAACUACUACGAUGUCACGCCCGACACGGGAGUCACCAAGGAGUUCUGGCUGUCGGUCGUCGAGGGACCCUGCGCCCCGGACGGAUACCAGCGGACCUGCAUGACCUUCAACGGCACCAUCCCCGGGCCUACCAUCAUCGCCGAUUGGGGCGACGAGGUUAUCAUCCACGUGACCAACAACAUGGCCAAUAACGGGACCAGCAUCCACUGGCACGGCCUGCGCAUGCUCAACAACGCGCUCAACGACGGCGUGCCGGGCGUGACGCAGUGCGGCAUCGCGCCCAACGAGAACAUGACGUACCGGUUCCGCGUGACGCAGUACGGCUCGACGUGGUACCACAGCCACUUCAGCCUGCAGUACGCCGAGGGCCUGUUCGGGGGCAUGAUCCUGCGGGGCCCGACGACGGACGACUACGACGAGGACUUGGGCCUUCUGUUCCUGCAGGACUGGCCGCACGUCGAGGCCUUCGCCGGCUGGCACCAGGCCAAGUUCGGGCGGCCGCCACCCGUGGACAACGGCUUGAUCAACGGCACUAACACGUUUGACUGCCGCGGGUUGGCGCCGACGGACCCCAAGUGCGUAGGCAGCGGCAAGAAGUUUGAGAUGGUUUUCGAGGCCGGCAAGAAGUACCUCAUUCGGCUGGUCAACGUGGCCAUCGACGGGGUCUUCCAGUUCAGCAUCGACGGGCACACGCUCAAGGUGGUGGCGCACGACCUUGUCCCCGUGGUGCCUUACACGACCGAUAGCGUCGAGAUCACCAUCGGGCAGCGGUACGACGUAAUUGUCGAGGCGAACGCGCCGCGGGGCAACUACUGGGUGCGGCCCGGCUGGCUCCUGGGCUGCGGCGCCAUCAACAAGAACACGGACGACAUCACAGGCAUCGUGCGGUACGACCCCAGCAGCACGGCGGACCCAGAGUCGACGAGCACCGUGACGCCAGAAAAAGUCGUUCCGACCUGUCUCGGCGAGCCUGUGGGCAAGACGGUGCCGUACCUGGCGCUCGACGUGACAAACAUCGGCGGCGGCGUCAUCAACGAGAUCCUGGACACCACGUUCGACAGCUACUUCAAGUGGACCAUCAACACCAGCAGCCUACUGCUCGAUUGGGCGGACCCGACCAUGGGCCAGAUCUUUGAGGGGAAGAGUUUGUUCCCGACCGAUUACAACGUGGUGGGUGUUAACGCAUCAUCUGGCACCGAUCCCGAAUGGGCUGUCCUCGUAAUCCAGGACAUGAGCAGUUUGCGGCUGGCGCACCCGAUCCACAUGCACGGGCACGACUUCUGGGUGCUGGCGGAGCAGGAGGGCAUCUUUGACGGCAACACGACCGUCUUCAACACGGUCAACCCUUCGCGGCGCGACGUGGCGACGCUGCCGGGCAACGGCUACCUCGCCAUCGCGUUCCAGUUCGACAACCCUGGCGCCUGGCUAGUGCACUGCCACAUCGCCUGGCACGCCAGCCAGGGCCUGUCGCUCGAGUUUGUCGAGAGCCAGGCCCAGAUCGAGGUUGAUUCCGUCAGCCGGGCAGUAUUUGACGAGACGUGCGCGUCGUGGAAGAACUUCAAACCCGUCUGGGAGCAGGACGACUCGGGAAUCUGAUGUGAGAUAUCGUGUUGUUCAUUUCCUUGCUUGGCAUGCUUGCUUGGCAUUGGAUGGUGGUGUCAGUACAGCUCUUUGGAUACAGGUGUUGAUCUUGUAUCGGGACGGGAAGACGAAGGUCAUGUGGUGCGAGGAUGGCCGAUGGCUUGUGCGGUAUAACCUGUGGUUGAAACAGGAACGGAAAUCAGUGGGUUGUUCUAUAGCCUGUAAUUAAAUGCAAUGAGUGCUUUCCAGUU
Parathielavia appendiculata is the source of this 2024-nucleotide messenger RNA. RefSeq names its product multicopper oxidase. Bases 1 to 1788 code for a protein of 595 amino acids. The record is from RefSeq and is a predicted model, not a curated record. Gene Ontology annotation, molecular function: copper ion binding; oxidoreductase activity. The transcript is spliced from 5 exons. NCBI's taxonomy places the organism in Eukaryota, Fungi, Ascomycota, Sordariomycetes, Sordariales, Chaetomiaceae.